AUGUUUUGUUGUCUGAAAAGUUGUAUGAAUGGCUUUACGCUAACACCUAGUGUACCUAUUCGGAUAAAGGAAAAUCCUGUACAGUUGGAUACGUUACACAUGGGUCAUGAGAUGGUGAUAAUAAAGGGUGGGCAGAGAGUAUGCGGUUCUGGCUGUGCGCUUGGGAAUGCACCACUGGUGCAGAACAAGUCAUAUUUUGAGGUGAAGCUGCAGCAGGGCGGAGUGUGGGCUGUCGGAGUAGCUACCAGGGAAACAGAUCUCAAUAGAGUACAUGGUGGUAUGGACAAAGAAUCAUGGUGUCUCAACAGCGACGGAACGGUGCGUCACUCGAAUAUCGAACUCUACCACCUUGCGCAGGCGCCGAGAGAGUCGCCCACAGCCGACUUACUUGUGUCAACGGAAUCACCGACCCAUGAAAAUGAUAAACCAGAGAGCGACAAAGGGACAAGCACUGCGGCGGUAAUGCCAGUAGAGGGCGACACUAUCGGUGUGGCCUAUGAUCAUGUAGACCUGAAUUUCUUCCUGAAUGGAAAGAAUAUGGAGAUUCCUGUCAGUAAUAUUAGAGGAACAGUUUAUCCUGCACUCUAUGUGGACGACGGCGCAAUUUUGGACGUGAUUUUUGAAAACUUCCUCUACCCACCGCCGACAGGAUUCGAAAAGAUAAUGGUGGAACAAUCCCUACUCUAA
Molecule: messenger RNA, 687 nt
Organism: Spodoptera littoralis (African cotton leafworm)
Lineage: Eukaryota; Metazoa; Arthropoda; Insecta; Lepidoptera; Noctuidae
Source: the annotation of a GenBank genome assembly